UUCAGACUCAUUACAAUAAUUAUUGUAUGUGUGAUAGGAUGGCAAUAAGCCUUUUGAUUUGGCUGUGAAAAAUGGUCACAUGGCAACAGGUAGUCAUUUAGUGUUGGCAAUACAGCAUGUUGAAGAUGUUGCAUUAGAGAAUGUGUGGAAGCUGCUGCAGUGGGCAUGUAGGAAUGAAGUGGAUGUUGCAACAAAGAUUGCAGAGAAGUUUUGUCAAUCAGUGGAGAAGGAGUCUGGUCGCACUUUACUUCACUUUUCUGCUCAACUUGGUCAUCAUGAGGCAGUCGAGUAUCUGUUGGAGAAGAAGGCCAAUGCAGAUGCUGAAGAUAAGGAUGGCAGGAGGCCACACCAACUGACUGAUGGUGAACUGAGAAGACGACUGAGGAAAGCAAUAGGUGAACAGAAGUAUGCUGCUCUGUUUGCUGAGGGCACAGUGAGACCAGAAAUCAUGAAAUUGUGUUUCAUUGGUUCAGAAGGAGCAGGAAAGACGACACUCAUGGAGGCUCUCAAACGAGGAUUGUUGAAGUGGAUUUUUACUAAGGAGAACAAACCAGAUGAUCCAUAUUGUGAAGAUGAACGCACGAUUGGUAUCAACGUGAUGACAGUCAAAAUUCCAGGAGUGGGUUGGUUGUCACUGUGGGACUAUGCAGGUCAAAAGCAGUUCCACAAAACACACGGCCUUUUCUUUUCUUCAUCCAACUCGUUCUUCAUCCUGCUAGUGAGUCUAGUGAGAGGAAAGGAGCGACGACUGUGCAGUGUUGAGGAGUUGCUAGAAGAGGUUCAGUAUUGGCUCUCAUUUCUCAGAGCCAGUUUGGAUGCAGAGUUUAUACCCACAGUGUUGAUUAAUGCCAGUCGGGGAGAUUGUAAUAGUAAAGGUCAAAGUAUGUUGCAGCGUGUUGUCAAACACGUUCGUGAUCUAUUCAAGGGCAAGAUCAACAUCGUUGAAGAUUGUUUUGUUCUCGACUGCAGGAGGAGCAAAACGCCUGAAAUGAAACAACUGAGGGAAGUUGUUUGUGAUGUGAAAAAGAAGCUUCAGCAGUCUACUCCUCUGUAUCCUCGUCUAUGUCAGCCAGUCGUGUCCAAGUUGCUUCCUUCUCUUCGUAAGAAACAAGAAGAUCCGUUCAUGGAGAAGGCAACAUUGAUGGAGAUGAUUGAGCAGGAAGCAUGUCCAGGACAAGAGGAGAACGUUGUAGAGAAGGUAGUUGAUUUUUUAGAUGAUUCAGGAGAGAUUGCUGUUGCUGGUGAUGUGGCAGCUCUCAUUCCUUCCUCUUUGCAUCAUUUUGCCAUCGGUCCUCUCAUUGCUUCUGAGGAUUUUAAGUGGCAUGUCAGGUCAAAGAGGAAGGAUGGCACAGUAACAAGAGAAGAAGCAGAAACAGCAAUGAAUGAUUACCGAAAAGAUAAGAAGAUUCAAGUUCAACUCAACACAGAUAAAGUUCUCGCUAUAAAUGAAUCUCUUGGUUUCUGCUUUAAAGUGGAAGGCAGAGAUGACACGUACAUGUUUCCAGCUCUCUUGCCUUCUAAGGAUCUGUCUGUCAUGUGGAUGAGAGACGAGAGUAAGAAAGUGUAUGUCGGUCGACGUCAAGUGUGCAGCAGUCAGACGACCAUCUUCAGUCCAUCUGUAUUUGGUAUGUUUCAGUCUAAAGUUUGUGCUACAUUAGAUGGAAACACUCGGCUGUGGAGAGACGGACUGAUCUUGUCUCAAGGUUCAGCUGCUUAUAAUUUUGUUGAGUGUUUGGUUGCCAUGGUAGAUCCUGUUCGUUCUGUGGACUUUGUAUGUCGUGGAGGUAAGGCAACAGAAGCAGAAUGUGUUUCCCUGCUUGACACUGUCAUGUCUCUUUGGAGAGAUAUGUUAGACAGAUACAGUCCAGGUACUGAAUAUCAAACUGAAUAUCUGAGCAGAAAGCAUUUGGAAGAAUACAAAGAACUGAAACAAGUUGCUGCUUUCUCUCAGAAGAAAAUUGAAGAAGCUAAAGCAACAGGAAUAGGAGCACAUGCCAUUGUAACACAGAUAGUCGGUGAUAAGGAGAUAGUAGAAACUCUAGGGGAGUUGCUGGUUCAUGCUCCUUCCGAGCAGACUGUCUUGGUAAAAUUGAGUGAGGUUACAAAAGCUGUUAUUGCUGAAGGUUCAGCUCAAUGGUAUUCAUUUGGAGUAAUGCUAGGUUUUAGUCACAGUCAUAUUGACACCUUGUGUCAUGACAAAGUGACUUUUGCAGAUAAACUGUUUGCAAUGAUCCACGUGAAGACUGAACAAGUUGGCCCUUUGCAUAUUGAUGAUCUCCUUUUAGAAGCAUGUGGACAUUUGCCAAAUCCAAUUGAUGGUGUGGUCAAGGAAAAACUUGGAAUUUUACAACAGUGACAAUAUUUUUAUAAAUAAGUUUUAUUGAUUAACACUAUUGUUUCUAGUAUUGGCCAAAGUUUAGCUAUGUGCUGCUUGUCAGUGUGUAUAUAAUAGUGAUAAGCUAUAGCAGUAUUUUAGUGUUGUCUUUUUGGUGAUUGUUGGCAAUUUUGUUUUGUUAAAACUA
Corticium candelabrum is the source of this 2522-nucleotide messenger RNA. RefSeq lists its product as uncharacterized. Gene Ontology annotation, molecular function: protein binding. The record is from RefSeq and is a predicted model, not a curated record. Bases 80 to 2356 code for a protein of 758 amino acids. NCBI's taxonomy places the organism in Eukaryota, Metazoa, Porifera, Homoscleromorpha, Homosclerophorida, Plakinidae. The transcript is spliced from 7 exons.